Molecule: messenger RNA, 2026 nt
Organism: Alnus glutinosa
Lineage: Eukaryota; Viridiplantae; Streptophyta; Magnoliopsida; Fagales; Betulaceae
Exons: 2
Coding region: 189-1583 (464 amino acids)
Biological process (GO): cell-cell adhesion
Molecular function (GO): protein binding
Source: RefSeq, a predicted model, not a curated record
UGCCAUCUCUCAUCUUCGCCAUCUUUACUGUAUUUCCCACGCCACGCUCCUGACUUUCUUGAACAAGUCUCCGUCCAUGCCUGCCUGUCACUUCUCCUUCUUAAUACCUUUCCUUUCCACAAAUAAUUCUCCAAAAUUCUCCCCUCGUCUAAUCCACUAAAAUAUUCAAAGUACAGGGCCAGGGAAAAAUGUUUGGAUUGACAUCCGUUUUAGUGGUGGCCUUCUCCACCGGAGUUUUCACGUUUCUUUUGAUACUUCUCAUCUGGCGCUGGUUUUGUUUCAAGAGACGUAGAGAUUUGAUUCAGACGAUCACCGCAAGACCUCCGAGCUUUCGAACAAAUGGGAUUACAAGAGUUCACCAAGCUGCGAGUGUUCAUCAUCAACCUGACUAUUCAGACGGGAAAAGAAGAGGGAAUCAGCAUGUUUUUCCUCGUGGGGUUUCGGGGAAACCUUUGUUCAGUUGGGCUGAUCAUCCAUCGCUAAUCAACGAUGCCGUGGAGAAUGGAUGGUCCCAAUUUGCUUUCACGGCCAACACGGCAGCGCCAGCAAGAUCAACGAUGUUGGGUUUAUCAUGCGCUGCUGGCGAUCAUGGAAAAGAGACAGAGGCUGAGAUAAUCUGGGAAGUUUUUCAGGGAUCAGUAGAAUUCAUGCAGAAGAUGAGGUUUAAUUCUGGUUUGAAAAGGGUGAGUACAAGCCAACCUUCUACAUAUGCUGCCUCUGUUAUCAGGACAUCUUUGCCUUUGCCAGGCCCUUCCUUGGGAAAUAACUCUGCUUUCCCUCAAGAAGCCUAUUUCGAAAUCACAAUACUGAAUUCUCAUAGCGUUGAUGAUGGAUCGGUUGGCAAGGUUAAGGAAGGUGAGAAGACUAAACUCAUACAAGAUAAUUCAAACGCAAAAGUCACUUCGGAAUCUUUAAUCCAUGUUGCCAGCAGUCAUAAAAUUAACAUGGUUGAAGAAUUGAAUAUGGACAUGGAAGAAAGUAGCAAAGAUGAAGCAGUGAAGCUGUCAUUGGGGCUCACGACAGGGGGCUCUCCUCCCUCAAAAUUUCCCGGCAGCUAUCCAGGAAGCAUCGGAUUCAAUUCGAAUGGUUCUGUCCAUCUUGACGGGAUAAAACUUGUGUUUGAAUCCGAAGAAGCAGAAUGGGGAAGAACAGAUAAGGUGAUUGGUUGUGGGUUUGAUCCGAGGCAGAAGAAGGUGUUUUUCACAGUAGAUUCACAGCUGCUACAUAUAGUCCAUUGCAAGUCUGAGGAAUUUGGGACUCCAUUAUACCCAGUUCUAGCAGCAAACACAGACAUUUCGGUUGUGGUUAAUAUGGGACAAAGUCUCUUCAGAUACGGGCCGGCAAAUGCACAGCGGACACCAAAUCCUUGCUUCACUCGCCCUCCUCUGAACUCCCCUGCCGCUGCUAUUGGCUAUGAAGACAGCAGUGAUCUCUUCUCAAUGACAUUCGACUCCCAGAAUCUUCAUGCAUAUGCAAUCAAAGGCAGCCAGAACGGCACUAAUAAACAGCCAAGAGGUUCCGACCGCCAUGAACCUGAGGUGGAACUAUUUGAAAUUGUCCUGGAAGAUGGCCGAAGAUCCUAAAACGCUUUGUUGUAAGGUGUAACAACAAGAUAUACUCAACAACAACAAGAUUUACUUUGAAUUGGUCGUGUUUGUCACAUGGGUUUGUGGUUCCACAUUCAAAAUUGAACCAAAUGCUCAGAAAAAAAAAAAAUUAACUUAAUUUUUAGUUGACAUUAUUGAUCUGUUGCAUCAUCAAAUGAAGAUCUUUUGCGACCUCAUGGCUUGCCCAUCUCCGACAGCUGCAGCUAAGACAGCUUCGUAUAGACUGCGGACAAAUUUGUUUUGUUAUUUUUGGUAUUCAACUCGUUGUUUCAUAUAUUUUGUCCCCAAAAGAACAUUUGUUUCCUUGUGAAUAUCAAGACACUCUUGUUUGUUUAAGUUGUAAUUUUUGCUCUAUCACCAAUAAUGUAAUUUUGUAAUCAAAGAGAAUGUGAUGGAAUUAACAAGUCGUUGUAAAAGUA